Molecule: messenger RNA, 432 nt
Organism: Rasamsonia emersonii CBS 393.64
Lineage: Eukaryota; Fungi; Ascomycota; Eurotiomycetes; Eurotiales; Trichocomaceae
Exons: 1
Source: RefSeq, a predicted model, not a curated record
GCAUGUCCUUACAUAACAACAUUCCAAAAUGCAUUUUUUUUUCUGGUCCGUAGCACCCGGCUUAGUACAGGCGUCCUUUUUAAUUUCAGAAUGAAACUUCUUGUGAUAAUAAUAACUGGAUCUGCUUCGAAAGCUUCUGCCGCAGCCUGGCACAUGACAGGCGUGUCUUUCGGUUUCCAAAUGGGCAUCCCGGUGAUUGUAAAGACCGGAACUGCUUCGAAAGCGUCUGCCGCAGCCUGGCACAGGACAGGUGGUUUUGGUUUCCGAAUGGGCAUCCCGGUGACUAUAAAACCGGAACUGCUUCGAAAGCGUUUGCCGCAGCCUCGCACAGGACAAGCGUAUUUUUCAGACAAUCCGGACCCCUCUUCCUGGUUGGUGAACACUCCGGUGACCUUGGUUUCCUUUCUUUGCAUGCGCCAGUUUUGGCGCUGA